AUUUCGGAAUUUCUACGGACACAAAUUCCGGAUAGUGUGCAUGGCGUGGUUCCCCUACACGGACUUCGCAAGGACCAGCAAGCAAGGAGGCACUAUUGUGCAUCCUUUGGACUCCUUAGACGUUAGGAUGCUGAAGGGCAUAGCCAAGGCCUUGAAUUUCUCGUACGAAAUGCGCGUUCCUUGGGACAACCAGUGGGGGACGUCCACGGCGAACGGGAACUGGACAGGGAUCGUCGGAACGCUGCAGCACCACAAGGGCGACUUUUCCAUGAUGCUCUCUUGGCUGGAGAACCGCCUCCCCGUCGUCGACUACUCCCGAGUCUACUCGUCCGAGCCCCUCGUCAUGGUCACGGCCAAGUCGGCGCCCUUACCCCAGUCGUUUGCCCUCGUCAGACCUUUCACGCCUCAACUAUGGGGUCUGACAGUUCUCUCCACGGUGGUUGCCGGUGUUACCUUGUGGAUUCUCCAGAAGAUAUGGUCUCGCAUUUCUAACGAGAGGAGCAUAGGCCUUGGCAGUAGUGUCCUCUUAACGUGGGCCAUUAUUCUGGAGGACCCGCCCAUGAGAUUGCCAAAAAACAUCACUGCACAGAUGCUGAUAGGCUGGUGGUGGCUGUACUGUAUGCAAGUGACCAUCAUGUACCGGUCUUCGUUAAUCGCCCACCUGACCGUCCCUGGAAAGUCGCCCGAGCUGAAUUCGCUGGACGAUCUCCUGGAAGCGAACAAGAGGCAUAAGUGGACUUGGGGAUUCGAACCCACAUAUGGAUCAGGAUGGGAGUGGCUCAAGUUGAAUGAGAAUCCUACCGUUAGGGAAAUAUUCAAGGGCAUAGAGGUUCUGGAACUGGACGUACAGCUUCGCAGAGUCCUUUCCAGCCGCCACGCCUUCAUCACCUGGAAGUACUACAUUCGGUCCAUCAUACUCUCGCAGUACACAGACGAGAGAGGAUACACUCCCAUACACACAGCCAAGGAGGAGUUCUUCAACUACGGAGGCUACGGAUGGGGGUUCAGGAAGGGCGCCCCGUUCCGCGGGCGCAUCGACAUCAUGAAACUCCGGCUGAUCGAGAGCGGAGCCAUCGAGUUCUGGAUGAACAACCUCAUCGAGUCCUCGGCGGCAAAGUCUCGGAGUAAGAAGAAGGAAAACUCUGAGAAUGAGGACGCAGCUGAGGACAGGAGAAAUAAUGACCAGCGACGCUUCAAUACAGUACUAGGGAUGGGCCAUCUACAAGGAGUCUUCUAUAUACUGAUCAUGGGAAACCUCUUGGGUCUCUUGAGUUUCCUUUUUGAGUGCUGCUCCAGCUUCCCUUCCCCCAAACUCUUCCGAUAAGAUCCAGCCCUCCAAAGACAACCAACCGAAGGAUAUCAAAAUCUGAGAGUUUCCCCUAAGAUAAAAGUAAUAAAGCCUACAAAAGCUUCAGAGGUCAUCUCCUAAAAGAAGCAAUUACAGGAUAUCAAUAUAUUCUCAUUAAACCAUCCCCUCCAAGAUUAAACAAUUAAAGGACACCCGAAAAAUCUAACAAGGUCUUCUCUAAGGACAAGCAAUGAAAGAAUAUGAAAAUAUUCCAUAUUUGGAGAUUUUCUCUUCAAGGACAAGUAAAGACAUUUACAUGGGCGUUUCCUACUGAACUAACCUUCUUCAAGGAAAGACACAAAUAGGACAAAGAUAUCAAUUUCAUGAAGAGGUUAUUCCUCAGGACGUCUUGGAAAAAAAAAGUCGACCAUUUUAAUUGUGUGAGACCAAGCUCCAGGAACCACCACGAUCCUACGUCGUCCUGUAGAGGACUUUAAACGAAAAGAAAAGAAAAUA
This is a messenger RNA of Macrobrachium nipponense, 1804 nucleotides long. Its product is annotated as glutamate receptor ionotropic, kainate glr-3-like. Gene Ontology annotation, molecular function: ligand-gated monoatomic ion channel activity. The coding region runs from base 41 to 1324 and encodes 427 amino acids. Lineage: Eukaryota; Metazoa; Arthropoda; Malacostraca; Decapoda; Palaemonidae. The transcript has 7 exons. Gene Ontology annotation, cellular component: membrane. The record is from RefSeq and is a predicted model, not a curated record.